Molecule: messenger RNA, 609 nt
Organism: Asterias rubens (European starfish)
Lineage: Eukaryota; Metazoa; Echinodermata; Asteroidea; Forcipulatida; Asteriidae
Exons: 5
Coding region: 1-609 (202 amino acids)
Biological process (GO): G protein-coupled receptor signaling pathway; gamma-aminobutyric acid signaling pathway
Cellular component (GO): membrane; G protein-coupled receptor heterodimeric complex
Molecular function (GO): G protein-coupled GABA receptor activity
Source: RefSeq, a predicted model, not a curated record
AUGCUGUUCAUCUCGCCCAAGGACAAGCCCGCCCCCAACAAAGUCGCCCCUGACCGGUAUCUAUUUAAUAACUCCGAGCUGGGUCAGAUUAACCGAGAGCUGGGUCGGAUAAACCCAGUGCUGGGUCGGAUAAACCCAGAGCUGGGUCAGAUUAACACAGAUCUAGGUCAGAUGAACCCAGAGCUUGCUCAGAUUAACCCUGAUCUAGGUCAGAUUAACCCAGAGCUAGGUCAGAUUAACCCAGAGCUUGCUGGCAUCUUAGGCAGUUGUGCGAGAAAUGUUUCACAUCGCACACCCCUGUACAUCGGCGGGCUCAUGCCGGUCUUAAACGGAACAUUCCAGCCUGGUCUUAUCUCUCAAGCCGGUUCUAAGCAAGCCGUCGAGGACAUCAAUAAUAGAAGUGAUGUCUUACCAGGCUAUGAAAUUAUCCUGGAAUGGGCCGAUACCGAGGGAAAUGUUCCUUCGGCCUUGGAUAGAUUGUAUGAGUUUAUGUACACACCUCCAGUCAAGGUGGCCAUAUACGGCCCUGCUUUUUCUUCGGUGGCUGCAGUGUUAGCCGAAGUCAUAGGAAAAUGGAGUAUCGUUGAGUGGUUACGCCGAAUCCGUUAA